Suillus fuscotomentosus is the source of this 2916-nucleotide messenger RNA. RefSeq lists its product as uncharacterized. The transcript is spliced from 6 exons. Lineage: Eukaryota; Fungi; Basidiomycota; Agaricomycetes; Boletales; Suillaceae. The record is from RefSeq and is a predicted model, not a curated record. The annotation marks the transcript as partial.
ACCAUACAGAGUCAGAAUGCAUAUCUCUGGCAAUGGAAAUGCAAGUUCAAGGACUACAUAAAUUCACUCAUGAUCAGAGAAGCCCCAACAGCCAACCAACUUUGCUCAGUCUGCAAGAAGGAUGGGGUGUAUAGAUGUCAUGGCUGUUUCAAUGAGCCACUCUUUUGCACAGACUGUUGCAGAAUUCAACAUCAAAGACAUCCAUUCCAUCGCAUCAGUCAAUGGACCGGAUCAUUUUUUCAAGAAACUUCACUCAUUAAAGUUGGCCUGCACAUUCACCUUGCUCACGACGGCACUCCAUGUCCCAGCAGCACUGAUGACUCAUCAGACUUCUUUCAGUGGUCAGAUACCGAUGACAAUAUAGAUGACGAUUAUCCGGAAGGACCUUUCAUUCAACCGGUCAGAGACUCAGAUCGUCCGGCAAUAACUGUAGUAGACAAGUCCGGCGUUCACUCCCUUUCCAUAUGUUAUUGCCAAUGCCCCAGUGCUCUCAGCCGAGACAUACAGCUCUUUCAAGCAGGCUUGUUUCCGGCGUCUUUCACCAGACCAAAAACUGCAUUCACAUUCGCUGUCUUGGACGACUUUCUGUUAGACAAUCUCGAGUGCGGUACAUCGGCCAUGAAUUACUACAGCAAAAUUCGCAGACUCACCUCUAGCAUCUUUCCACUGAUGGUUCCGGAUCACUAUAGAGAGCUCAUGAGAGCUGCCAGGCAGUGGCGACAAUGCAAGCUCUACAAGUGGCAUGGAUUUGCCCACAAAGAUGACCAGCCAAAGGAUGGUGAUCUUGCCCUAUUUUGUCCGGCAUGUCCGCAACCGGGUAUAAACUUGGACCUGUCUACCAGUACAGUCGCCCAGCCUGACGAUACACCUUCCUGGCUCAUGACUAGGUAUUUGGUCAUGGAUGGCAAUUUCAAAGCCGAGCACAUGCAUCCGGUGAAUCCAUCCGAUGAAGUAUCAUUAAUGGAUGGUCUGGGGUUCAUGGUCUCCGAUGAAAGAUACAAGAGCCAUUUGGCCAUUGCUCAAGACAAUGUCCAAAGGUCGGAUUGCAAUAAUCACCGGGCAGUAAAUCAAGCAAACACCUCGCGGCAAAGGCUGGAAGCCACCGGUAUAGGAGGAUGUGCAUGUGCACGGCAUGGAUGUUUUGUCCCACAUUCCAUGGUCGACUUUCAGAAAGGCGAAAGGUCAAUGAACAUGGACUAUGCAUUAAGUCAAGCUCUCAACUAUAAGACCGACAGAAUCUCUCGAGCCAUCACUUUCUAUGACAUAAAUUGUCAGUAUAACAAGUAUUUGAAGGACCGGAUCGCUUCCAGCAUGUAUCUUUCCAUCCCCAUAGGUAUGGAUAUCAUUCCUGGAAUCGGUUUGUGGCAUGUACAUGGACAUCAAGACAACUGCUUUGUCCGGUAUGCAUCAAAUUUUAUCCAUGGGACCGGCUGGAUAGACAGAGAGAUUAUGGAAACCCUCUGGGCACCUUUGAAUAUAAUAUCUCCAUCGGCCAGGGGCAUGGGAACUCCCCAUCGCAAGGAGGUAUUGGAUUAUCAGAUGAAUGAUUGUAAUUUCAUGAAAAUGAUUCAUAUAACUAAGUUUCUGUCCAGAAAAUUCAAAGAGGCCAUCAAGGGGGCUUCGGAAAGCAAACUUGCUUUUGAUAAUCUUAACGAGACCGCCAACCCCGACAUGGUAGUUCUUUGGAAGGCAGAGGAGGCAUUGGCUCAUGCAAACAGAGCAGAGGAUCCUAUGGCUAUGGACAUCUAUGAGGUCCGGUUGGAAAGAGGCAAGUCGCCAACAAAGAAACAGCAGGAAUUGCGCCUGUUGCAGGCUCAAAAUCGCCCUGAACAUCCGGUCAUCAACCCUCCCGGUCAACGAGGAGCCGCCACUUGGCUUGCAACCGGUCUUACCAUAGAGGAAUCGCAAAUAUCUCUCUGCAAGGAUGUGAGAAGUUUGCGAAUGCACCCAACGGACAUGCAACUGUUGAGAGUGGCUCGAUGCCGGGAUAAGCUUCACACUCAGAUCACGAGCUUUCUUGAGAUGUCACCUACUUAUCUCGGAGUUGGAGUCAAUGUCAAUGAUCCGGAUUGUCCGGUUACUGUUUGUAACUCACUGGAUGAUUGUGAAGAUUACUCCGAUUUUGACAAAGAUCAAAAUCCUGAUCCGGACAUACACAAUGCUUCCAUAUUUCAACCGGAGCUCACUGUCAUACCCCUACCAUCCAACAUUGGUGCAGUGAGGUGCAGGGAGUUAGGUCUCACCAAUCUCAUCAAAGAAGAAAUUGCCCUCCGAGAAGGUCAGGCCAAUGACGCACUGCAUGCCAUUAGAGUUCAUUUAGGAGAUAAAGCUGUUUUAUUCCACAAUACUGUCCGGUCAGCCAAGUCACAGGCUUCAUCUACUAGGGCAUGGACUCGAGUUCGCUCAGUUGAAACAGCAGUCAAUCUCCAUGCUCGUAUAUAUUCGAAAUGCCGGUCGCAACUGGCCAAACUCCCUGACCACAACCUCUUGAAGAAAUACCUUCCUUUGAAGAAAGAAGACCUGAAAGCCAGCUCUGCGGUGGCCGAUCCAAAUGCACGUGGUCAGAGAGAUACCACUCUUUCAUGGUUCUGGUCCUUGGAUGUUCAGGGAGACACAUCAGGAAAUGACUGGAUGACUGAAUUUUACCGGGUUAAUUGGCUCCGGACAAAAGCACUGCGCGAUCGCUGGAAUGAGGAGGUUAUUCUUGUCAAACACAAAAUGCAGUGGUCAAUUAAUUUCUUCACCCACAGAGCCAAGCAAUGGCUCUGUCACAUGCACAAUGCUACUUCUGCAGGGCUCACCGGACAUACAUGUUAUGCUGCCAGACAAUCUCACAUAUAUGACCUGCUGGCAGCACAUGCAGAGGAUGCUUUUCGGAAAAUGAUUGUUGGGGUAGAAGUCCCAGUUCCGGGUUAG